Messenger RNA from Chelonus insularis, 3924 nucleotides. It is a transcript of the gene CycY, whose product is annotated as cyclin Y. The transcript is spliced from 5 exons. Gene Ontology annotation, molecular function: protein kinase binding; cyclin-dependent protein serine/threonine kinase activator activity. Lineage: Eukaryota; Metazoa; Arthropoda; Insecta; Hymenoptera; Braconidae. Bases 677 to 1705 code for a protein of 342 amino acids. Gene Ontology annotation, biological process: regulation of canonical Wnt signaling pathway; regulation of cyclin-dependent protein serine/threonine kinase activity. Gene Ontology annotation, cellular component: plasma membrane. The record is from RefSeq and is a predicted model, not a curated record.
CAAACAAUUUGUGCAUUGGAACUUAUACAGUAUCAAUAACCCUCUCUCUCUUUCUUCUUCCCUAUUGUAUUUAGAUAAUAUUUUUUAUUCAUUCCCACAUACACUAAACGUUGCUUCCAAGAGUAUACACAUGAAUUAAAGUUGAACAUCCGCAGUGAAGACGUGUAAUAAGAAUCAAAUAAUGGCGGAUGUAAAAACGUUUAGGGUAUCUCGUGGUGCGGCAAAUGCCAAUCAGAGGUUCUCAGUUGAUAGUUAAUUGACAUCUAUGUCAAUAGUGAUAUGAAAAACAUCAUUAACCGGUGAAGGAGAAUUUGUUGAAAUUUUGUGGUCUUAUAAGAAAAAUUAAAGUUGAAAUAUUAUCAGCGUAUUUUUGAAUUGAAAUGAACUUAUAAUGCAAUUAUUUUCUUAAGACGGUAUGAAGACGCGACAUUGGAGUAUGGUAGCCCUCUUCGUUAAUCAACAUAAAGACAUCUCGAUCAGCUGAUUGAGUGUAUCAAGUAUGGAUCAUCGACAUGUGAGCAUUAUCUAAGGAUACGGUACUCGACUUCGAUCGGCAGCAAUUACACGCUGUCAUUAUAAAUUGUACGAGUAAACUCACACACAUUGGAUCUACUUACAAAAGCAAUAAGAUCUCUGGUUGUUUUCUUGAAGGUGUGAAACGAAUUAGAGUAAAAAAAUGGGUAAUAAAAAUAGCUGCUGUGGUUAUUCUAGUCCUCAAGGGGGCAGAAAAGAUUUGUCUGGAGACAGUGGGACCAGGGGAUUAGAAGAACAUCUUCCUGAAGGAGAAUUUAGUGUUACUAAUUUACAACACAUCAGUGAACGAGAACCAGAAGAUUGGGAUUCAGAUCCUUCAUUGCAUCCGUGUGCUGGAACAAUAUUUAUGGAACGUUCCAAACAAGCAAUAGAGAACGGUAUGGUACGAAAAAAAAGUCAGCAUCAAAUCGCAGAUACAAGGCCUCUAAAAAAGAGCAGUAGUUGUAGUACGAUAUAUUUGGAUGACAGCACUGUAUCUCAACCGAAUUUAAAAAAUACAGUCAAAUGUGUCGCUUUGGCGAUUUAUUAUCACAUAAAAAAUCGAACAUCUCAACGACAAAUAGACAUUUUUGAUGAAAAACUUCAUCCACUUACACGGGACGGAAUAGCUGAUGAUUAUGAUAAACAUAAUCCUGAACAUAAGCAAAUAUAUAAAUUUGUGAGGACUUUAUUCAAUGCUGCUCAAUUGACUGCGGAAUGUGCAAUCAUUACACUUGUUUACCUCGAACGACUACUAACGUAUGCUGAAAUUGACAUUACACCUGCCAAUUGGAAACGUAUUGUUUUGGGUGCUAUUCUUCUAGCCUCCAAAGUGUGGGAUGAUCAGGCUGUUUGGAAUGUUGAUUAUUGUCAAAUACUUAAAGAUAUUACUGUCGAGGACAUGAAUGAACUCGAAAGACAAUUUUUAGAAAUGUUACAAUUUAAUAUCAACGUUCCAUCGAGUGUAUAUGCGAAGUAUUACUUUGAUCUUCGUACUCUAGCUGAAGCUAAUGAAUUAACAUUCCCAGGUGAACCACUUAGUAAAGAGAAGGCGCAAAAACUUGAAGCUAUGUCAAGGGUAUAUGAAGAUAAAGUUACAACUGAAGUACUCAGGAAUGGAAUAAAAAAAUGGUCUAGUUUGGACAAUGUUUGUAUGGGUGGUCCACGACGUAGUAUCGCCAUUCUUUCAUAAGAUGCCAAACACUAAAGUGUGAAUAAAUAUAGAUAUUUAGAAUGAAUCACAUUUUCUGACGAUGGGACUUCGUGGAAAAAUGAUGACUAGGAAGCAAAACGUAGUAAAACGUUGACAUUCCAUCGUAGAAAAAAGAGUUUUAUUAAAUGUAGAGAGAAAAAGACUCUAUUAUGAUAUGAGUGACAAAGUGUUUUGUUACCAGAAAAUAAGUUUGACAGGCAUACCGGUGUGAUUUUUUAAACUGCGAUAUUGUUUAAUGAUAAUCAUUGUUUGAAUGAUGGGAAAAGCGUCAAUUGAUUGUACGAUGAGAGUGCAGGGUCUUUUUGUUCUUUUUUAAUAAUUUUAUCAAACAUUUAAUUGACGUUACGCAGUCCGAAGAUGAUAAUUAUAUUAUUAGAAGUAUCCUCGGCAUGAAUGACCUUGAAAUUUUAUCAGAUAUUAAGAUUAUUUAUUAAUCUUUUCUUAUGUACACUGUCGCUUAAAUAGAAACUUCGCCAAAUAAUGUACAAAAUAUUUUCGUACUUCGAAAUGAAGAGUUCCUAAAUGGAAAGAAUUCCAUAUUAGUUUAGAUUCAAACAUAUGUAUUUUGAGGUCAUUUAAAUUUGAGGUGCUUCCUUUAAUGUUGGUAAUAACCAGAUGGAUACAAUAGGAAAAUAGCCAAACACAAUGUACGUGAUAGAUCGUGAUAGACCCAUUCGUCUGUAGGUCUAAAUUUGUUGUGUGAAUGUGUAACAAAUUAGCUGACAAUUUUGAUAAUAAGUCAGCGUGAUGUUAUCUUUUCAGGAUAAUAUUAUUGAUGAUGGUAUUGCCCAUGAAAUCAUCAUGAUUAAUAAUGAAAUUUUAUAUUUUUUAGUCAAUUAAUUAAUAAUGAAUUACAAUUUAAAAAAUAAUUAGUAAAUGAGGGUGGUUUUCAAUUGUUUUUAAAAAUACUUAUGACGACACAACCAAAAUAUGUGGGUAAAUGGUAUUAAUUUUUAAUUUUAAAGUAAACAAUGAAUGAAUAGAUUAUUUAUUUUUAAAUUAACGUCAGUUUGAUCUCGCUAACUUACUCCUUGUAUACGCUAACAGCUUAAUGCGAUUAUAUAUCUUACAAUUUUUGAAAAGAAAAUAUUGAAAGUAAUUUUGCUAUUAAAUAUCUAAUGCAUUGCUCCAUCCUCGGACGAACGGGACUAAUAAAGCCCUACUCUCUAUAUAUUUUUAUAAGACAAUUUCUUAACAUAAGCGAUUAAGAGAAUGCCUUCUUUUACCUUGAGUCAUUGAAUAUUCGCGUGUGUAUGUGACAAUUUACUAGACGUCCAUUAGUAUCAUUGAGAUUAGAAAAAAAAGAAAAAGAGGGAAAAGCAAAAAGUCCCAAAGCAUUAUGCAUCUUGCAUUUGCCUCAAUUUCUUUAUACAAUAAAACCUCGAAUUGUUUCACUCUCGAUUUUUUACACAUUCUGUUAAUUUUUAUAGUAUUUUUAAUCUUAAAUGCCCUUGAUUCAAAGUCGCGCAGACUUUGAUUUCAUUAAAACAAAGAGAAAGUGAGAAUUAUAAAAAAAAUAAAUGUAGGUUUUGUAUUUCACUCAUUCACUCUUGCUUUGCUCAGCACUGUUUUGACGUAAUUCGAAAUUAUCAUACGAUUAUCUACUUAUUUUGUAACACAUAUCUUUUUUGAAUACAAAGUUCUAUUAAACCAUAUACUUUUAUAUUAUUCUCAAUCUCUUACAACAGUCCCGAAAUAGAUCAACAGUUCGAGGUUCUACUGUAAAAAAUAUUAUUAUCAUUAUUAUUAUUAUUAAACGCAACAGUUUAUUAGCUGGUAACUAAUGUAUGCAUAAUUAAUUGUGGAUAAUUGAUAAAAUUACGCCAAUGUUGAUAUAAGGGUUUUUAUUUUAGUUAAAGACCACUGAAUGGUCAAUAAAAAUAUUUGUACUUAUAUCUAUAGAAUGUAUUUUACAAUUUAAGUCUUUUUAUAUCAUCAGGACGUAAAUCCGUCCUUAAUGCUGCAAUUUUACGCACUUCUGCUGGAGUUAAACGCCACGCGAUAGCAUCACUACCACAAUAAUCAGCUAACUCUUCAACUUUUUCUACACUUAAAAUUGUUGCAAUUUGCAUAAGUCUCGCAAACUUGUCUCGUACUGACCAAGAAGUUGCAGCAGCUAAAUAACCUGCUAACGACCUGAUUUCUUUGUCUAAAAUGAGUCCACCAGCCUGUAAAAUAUAUACAUUUUAUUAUCAUCA